UCCACAUACUUUUGGCCAUAUAGUGCAUCAUAAUUCCAGAUUAUUUGACCAAAUAAAAUGUUAUUCUAGUGAAAAGAUCAAGACCAUGCUGCUGCCUGUAGAUGUCGCUGUUGAGUAUCGCAGCAGACCUCGGGGUUGGAUUGAUGAGAGCGCGCACCAGUGCGUGUGCGUGUGCGCGCAAGUGUGUAUCCAUCUCGACCCGCACAGCCUUCAACCUGAAUCAUAGCAGAAGGGGGGAAAAUGGACGGAGUGGGGUCUUUCGGCGCUGGAAGAGCUGGGGCUGAAUUCGACCCCGUCUCUUUUAUACAACAACCGCAGACCAUUCUUAGGAUAUUAGCAUGGAUUUUCUCAAUGGUGGUAUUUGGCUCCAUAAUAAACGAAGGCUACGUUAACAUCGGAAGUGAGACUCUCCAUUGUGUUUUCAACAAGAACAAUGAUGCCUGCAAUUACGGUGUCACCAUUGGGCUCAUAGCCUUUUUGGCAUGCAUCUUCUUCUUUGUCCUUGAAAUGAAGUUCCAACAAAUCAGCAGUGUUAAAGACAGGAAGAAGGCAGUCUUGCUGGAGAUUGCAUUUUCAGGUUUGUGGACAUUCCUGUGGUUUGUUGGUUUCUGUUUCUUGGCUAACCAGUGGCAGCGCACCACGCCAGACAAGCUGCCACUGAACCAGGGAGCUGAUGCAGCCAGAGCUGCCAUAGCUUUCUCCUUCUUCUCCAUCUUCACCUGGGCUGGUCUGACUGUGAGGGCUGUGCAGAAGUAUCUUCUAGGGACAGACAUGUCCCUCUUCACCACAGAACAUCUGGAUGGCAACCAACCUAUCCAGCCUUACCCCACUGUGCCUGGCACAGAGACCACUGAUGACUACCAGAGCCCACCUUUCGUUGAGAAACCAGACUCCAACGCCCCGACUUACCAGGUGCCAAUUUACUAG
Messenger RNA from Ictalurus furcatus (blue catfish), 927 nucleotides. It is a transcript of the gene syngr3a, whose product is annotated as synaptogyrin 3a. NCBI's taxonomy places the organism in Eukaryota, Metazoa, Chordata, Actinopteri, Siluriformes, Ictaluridae. The record is from RefSeq and is a predicted model, not a curated record. The transcript has 4 exons. Bases 241 to 927 code for a protein of 228 amino acids. Gene Ontology annotation, cellular component: synaptic vesicle membrane; neuromuscular junction.